Mizuhopecten yessoensis (Yesso scallop) is the source of this 1364-nucleotide messenger RNA. RefSeq lists its product as uncharacterized. The transcript has 7 exons. Lineage: Eukaryota; Metazoa; Mollusca; Bivalvia; Pectinida; Pectinidae. The record is from RefSeq and is a predicted model, not a curated record. The coding region runs from base 324 to 1055 and encodes 243 amino acids.
UGUACGAUGGGACGGUGGGGGUCGGGGGAUUUCAGUACCGUGAAACUCGAACUAUUGACGCCAGGGGGAAAACCAGAAAGGUGAAGGUUGCGAAAUUAAAUAGGCGUUGGGGAAAAUAUCGAUCGCGUUGAUGGCUAAGCUCAGCAUCUGUAUCUAAAGUCCACACAGACAGAGGAAAAUCAGAUGGAGGUCUGGCUGUAAAGGGAAGACGACAUUUCUGAGGUUAGUGAUGGAUAUACGGCUACUGGUCAGUCUGGAGACGUAUUAGAGACUUUGUGAAGUGGUCAGUAGAUAAACAGAGAAACAGCCACUGCGAUACAACAAUGGAACGUGUACCCCAGCUACUUCUCCUAUGGAUCCUCGUCACCAUGGCAACUGCUGUUGGCUUUGCCCAGGAGACGGACAUGUUCGAUUUCUCCAAUAUAGAUGAGCCAAUGGACGGAUUCGGUACCACUCCGCAGACAAAAUCUAAGAUUGACGUAUGCCGUUCUAACCGUCACGUAUGCAGUACGAUUCUCAAAUAUCCCGGUAACCAGACUGUCAGUGACGGUGUCCACUGCCACUGUCCCGGAUGUACGGAGGAAUGGGUCGAAAACGAUAACCAAUCGUUUACCUGGGUUCACUACGAGCGACAUGACCAGCUGGUCCAGUACCGGUUCUGCAUUCCCGUCAUGCCAGAACGCAUGUGCGAAAAGGACGACCUGGCUGUUGUCAUGGAGACGGAAACCUCAAACUGGCGCGUGUAUAUGUCAAUGGCUAGAUGCAUGUGUCCUAACAAUCUUUUCCAAUUGUCCAACUGGUGGAAACGGAACAAAGUUUGGAUGUAUGAGUAUGGUUGUGAAAAGAAAACCUGCAAGAAAAACGAUUCACUAUGUUCAAAAAUUUACGUGGACGAAGUUCACGACUCUGCGCUUGGCUAUGAAUUUCAGUGCGCAUGUGCAUCAGGAUAUAGUUGUCCAAGUGACCGUGAGCCGGAAAUGGAAACGCUUGAAGACCAUAUUGGGAACUACGUUCCGAUGUAUUGUAAACCUGCUCAAACUAGUGGACUCCUAUAACAAUGCCUCGAACACCUGGCAGAUGGUGUCCCCACAGCAUGGUUUUUUUCCAAAUACGAAACAGUGGCUUCGUAACUUCCAAUGGUCUGUCGUUCGCCCCAUGUAUAGAUUUGUAGGGAAAUGUAGUGUGUUAUAACUCAUCAUCUCUACAUGGAGUAGGGAACUGCUCUCAUGUCCCAACAUCGGCUACAAUGUGGAGGAAAUUAUUUCACGUGUUUGAUAUCAGGAUGUCAAUUUUAAUCCUUUCACCACUGUAGACCAUAAUGGACUUGUCCAUAUCAAUGCAUAGUAUUGUCUACUAAAGUUACA